ACGACGCGGCGCUGUCAGCUUUACGGCAGCGCGCAGCAACCGGCCGGUGCCGGCUCGGCGGAGGGCGAGCGGGGUAUGAGGCGGCAGGUCUUUCAGGCAAAGGGUUUUCCCUCCCAGCAUGUCCCACUUGGAUAAACUCUUUCUCCAAGUGGGUGAACAUGAUCCAUCGGCGCCUGGUUUAACGUCAUGUUGAUGAGCAAGCUAAGGGCUAUCCCAUCGUUAUUCCAGCAGAGUCUCAUCCUCACGCAUUCCAGUCGCUGGGGUUUUUUUAUCUCUUAAACUUAAUGCCAACCCCACCCUGGGGAGCAAAUCGCAGUGGAUUUGGUGUAGUUCCUCCGGCUUUUACUUGGCUGCCCCAUGAGACAUUGUGAAACGAAGCAGGGCUCAAGUCUGGCUGUGCAGAGCAGCUGCACACCUCCGGUUUGGGGAAUUUGUUGGGAAUUGAAAGGUUUGGGCAUUGUGUGUGCAUACAGGAAUUUGAAUGUGUUCCUUGAGUCCAGCCUUCAGGAUAUAUUGAACCUACCAAGGCUCUGCUCUUGUAUCAUACAGGAAUUAUAAUCUCUAGGCUACAGAGAUUGCUUAUGUUUAAUGAAAGAGUAGACAACUAUGCUUCUUUUCUGGCUGAGUUGUUUAGUUUUGCUCAACUUUCUUCUCUGGCUUUGUUAGGAGACAGAUAAAUACAGAGACUCAGGUGCAGGCGGCCCGGCCCAGCUCACGGUGAUAUGCAGAAUAUCCCUGUCUGAUCGUGCUACAUUAACAACCACCACUAUUAAAAGUGUUGACAUGGUAGCCAAAAUCUCUGUUUGCAGUAAAAAGGGAAUGGUCUCAUCAUUAAAACAUGAGGCCUUUUAUUCUUGUUUGUACAGUGAGCUCAGCCAAGCUGCCGAAAACUUGUCUGUCCAUCCUGCACUCUAGUAAAUAAUAAUUUGUCUUUCAGAUGUUUUCAUAUAUUUACCUUCAUAUUCUUUAAAUUUGGUACAAGAAUUUAGUGACGUGUUGCCUUCAAAUACUCCCUCUGGCUGUUCUUAGCACCUUUAAUUUAUUAAAAUAGACUCUAGGAAUCUGAUUCAUCCUUAAUUUAUACUCUUUGCUCCAUCGCUGCCUAUUCACACUCGGUGACUAAGGAGUUGCACUCCCUGGCUCUCGAGUGUUGCCUUUGGAGUGCAAGGCACCAAUUACAAGCAGAAGGAAGUCAGCUCUAAUGUUGUGAAAAGAACAGGUUUGGGUUAUUUUUGUGAGGGGUUACAAAACACAGGCGUUGCCUCGUGUCCUGGACACGAAGUGCUCCCAUCGGUGUAUGAAGCAAACUUGCACUAACGGCGGCAGCUCAUUUGUUAAACUGUUACAACCUCAAGACGAGAGAAACUUGAUGUCUUGCCAUGUUGAUGCAAGACAGCACCAUCUUCAAAUCCAUAAAUGAAUUGAGUGGUUUCAUCUCGGUUGGCUUGAUGAUAUUUUGAUUGAAAUGCUCCUUUUUCUCUCCCUGGUGUUCCCAUAUUAGCGCUCGAAACGGGGCAGUGAAUAUUCCUCCGAGGUACUGAGGGUUACACAGAGUUUGUCCAAAUUCCAACUGUGCAAAUAAAUAUGCAAAUCAAACGAACAACCAAGACUCUUGUUGGCAGCCUGUGACAAAUGUUCUGGGCCUGCAUCACUAUUUAUUCCUAUUUUGAUGAAAACUUCUGAACAGAGUGUGCCGGAGCCUCCAGGAAGCAAAACCUGGCUGUGUCUGAGCAGAGCUCCCUGGGAUCUGCAACUGGAUUUCAACACCCCCUAACAUCAGAGGUCCGAGAUCCACAUUCCAGCUUCUCUGUGGAUUCAUCUUGAGCUUUAAUGGGGAGGUUCUCCCAAGAGAAGGAGCCUCCCCAACAGCUUUUCCCAGCUCUGCUGUGCUUUCCCAGUCCUCACCACUUACCUUGAGUGGCUCUGAAAGGCAUCGCAGCCUGCAAAGGGUUUUCCUUUAAGCUGUGUGCUGCACGUGGUGAGUCACCCUGCACAACUCACAAUCAGCUUCACAAAUACCAGAUGGCAAUAAAAUUAAAAGUAGUAGUUAGUGGCAAUUAAGCAUUUGCUGUAACCAUUCUCCCUUCCUGACUGUAGGAAGCUGCCAAAUGUCUCUUUUUCUCUCUUUUUUUUCAUCAACUGAAAAAAUCACCCAAAUGAUGUUCCUGCAGAGUGGAAAAUGAACAGAACACGGGACACAUGCUUCCUUCCCUAGCCUAUAAUCCCACUUGGACUGGAGCAGAAAGCUGUUUACUGCUUCAUACAACCCUAGGAGAAGCUGAAGCAGAAAACCCACGCAGUAAAGGAAAAUGUGGGGCUUUUUAUGGGCACGUGCCAGAAGUGACCCCAUUAAACCCACUCUUUACACAAGAGUAUUUUUAGGCAUGCUACGGAGUUGCUGGGACUUGGUCUGGGGUUUGGUUUGUUUUUCUGCUGCAGGCUGUUGUAAAGGAUUUGCUCCACAAACUUGGAAAUAGUUUAUGAGUUCAUUAACGGAGGAAGCACGUCCAAAUACCAUUGUGUUUGGCUCAGUACAAAUACCAGUGACUGCUCCCCUUCCUCUGCAAUGACUCUUGCUGCUUGGCAUCUCCUGGAUCCAUCAGCUGUACACAACCAGUUAUUAGCUUUUUCAAGCCCCAGAUACUCUCCCUCAGCCCUUCCUUCCGACAUGUUACACAUGCAGCAUGCUUCAUACUUUCGGGUAUUGACAAAUCGCAUGUGAUGUGACCUUGCCAAGAUGUUUUAGGGAUAAAUCUCUCUUAAUUUAUGCAUACCUGGCCAGGAAUGAUAGUUUUUCAUGAUUCACACUGCGAUAAGAGGCACCAAUCUACUUCUUCCUAACAUGUAAACAACAUAACUUGAUCUUUUUUGUUUCCCCCUAUUUAUAGAGAAUCAUAUUUAGAUGAUCUUAUCAUUGCUCGUUUUCACACGGUGCCUUAGGAAAUCCGAAGAUGUUUUCAUGCUGCUCUUGGCACAGAUGAGGAAAGGAUGAGGCCAAAUCACGUCACGUUACCGCUGCCCCUGCGUGCAGCAUUUCUAGCCCUUCCCUGGCAGGGAGAGAAGUUAUCAGGGGCUGAUAGUGCAGCACAGCAGCUGAGGAGCCCAGGCAAGAGGAAAACCAGGGCUGAUACAGGGGGUUUAAAUCAUCAGUUUCUCUUCAGAAGAUCUCCAUCUAAAUCCUAGUCCAGUGCUGGAGAGUGUUUUGUGUUGUCUGUUGAUCAGCAUGUCCUGGUGCUCUGAAACACGCUUUAAUCCCCCUGCGAUAUGACGGCAGCAAAUGCAGCAGCUUCUGAAAAGGAGUUAUGUAAGACAGGAUGCUCUUAAGGUUCUUUCCUAACCAUUCUGUGAUUCCAUGGCUGCUAGGAAGACCAGAAUUAGUGGAUACUCAGACAGAUAACCUGAUAAAGGGAAACAAGUCGGUGUCAGGAGAAGUCUUGUCUGGAAGUCCCUUGAGUACGUCCUCAAAUGCAUGAGUGCUACAGUCUACUUGGAUUUCCAGGUUCCCUUCUGAGGAUAAGCAGCCUCUGUUUGUGGAAAGCAGGUGCAGAUUAAGACGGAAGAAGGUAGCCUGGACAAAUAGCAAAGUAAAAGAUUGGAAAAGCAGUCACUUCUGCUCGCAGGUGGACAUCACCAGUGGAAGGCUGCAGACAUCUUCACCCCUCAGCGCACCCACAAGUGCUUUCUCCUUCUGUGAGCAAAAUUUGAGCAAGUUAAAACCCGAGCUAAAACAACAAUAGGUGUUUUGCAGCCCAGCCAGCUUCAGUGGCACUUGAGUUAUUGAAAUCUCUACCAGCAAGGUUGUCCUAAAGAUUCCCACGGUAGGGAACUGCUUUGUUUUGCUUUGUUUCUCUUUCCUCCUCACUGCCUGGCCUCCUGUGCUGGCGGGCCAGCAGGUUUUCCUGGAACAAGUCAUGCGUCUGGCACCGAGCUGUGGCACUAUCUGCUGGGUGAAAGGGACCAUCUGCCUCUCAGACAGCCCUGAAAGGCUUUUAUUUAUGGAAUACCAGUGAUGCAAAGAGUUCCAGCGAUUGCCACUGUGCAGGUAAAGCACUGAAACACCAAGGUACCAGCUGACUUCUCCUCGAUCACGUAUGGUUUCUGCUCUAAGCCCAGAACCGAAGGCAUGCCUGCAGUUCCCCAGCAGGAACUGCUUUGAAAUCACUUCGCUUUGAGGUUAAGAUCAUAAUGAUGAAACACUUAUCUAAUUGGAGCCACACACUGCUCCUAGAGCAGCCAAAGAGCCCGCCUCGACCCAUCACACACUGCAGAUGAGGAGCUGUUAUCCUCUGUCUGCUCCUCUGGCAGAUGGUUUAAACACUGGUCCUUCAAAUACCCAUCUGGGAAACCCAGGCUUUUGCUCCCCGCUUCCUGAGAAGGACCUCGAGGUGUUUGUUGAGCUGUAUCUUGUCCCAGGCAUGACCCAAUUCCUUAAUUCCUCUUCCCUUUCUACGUUUCAGCUUCCAAGGUUGCCUGGAGUGCUGUGGCCCGGACCAAUGCAGGAUGGACCCUGUUGUUCUCAGUUACAUGGACAGUUUGCUGAGGCAGUCGGACGUGGCCUUGCUGGAGCCCCCAAACUGGCUCAAUGAUCACAUCAUCGGGUUUGCCUUUGAGUACUUCGCCAACCACCAGUUCCAAGAGUUUAGUGAUCAGGUUUGUUUUAUCAGCCCCGAAGUGGCUCAGUUCAUUAAAUGUGCCCUUAGUCAGGAAGAAAUAGCCAUAUUCCUUCAACCGCUGGACCUUCUCCACAAGAAGCUGGUGUUCUUGCCUAUCAAUGACAACUCCAACCAGGUCGCUGGGGGCACCCACUGGAGCUUACUGGUUUAUUUCAGGGACAAAAAGUGCUUUGCCCAUUAUGAUUCCCACAGUAAAUGCAACUCUGUCCACGCCAAGCAAGUGGCAGGGAAGCUGGAGGCCUUCUUGGGCAAAAAAGGGGGCAAAGCAACCUUUGUGGAGGAGAAGGCGCCUGCCCAGCAGAACAGCUAUGACUGUGGGAUGUACGUGAUCUGCAACACGGAGGCUCUGUGUCAGGGAUACUUCAGAGGCUGGCCAGAGCCUUUGCUGCAGCUCCUCACCCCCUCCUACAUCACGCAGAAGAGAUCGGAGUGGAAAGCUCUCAUCAUGAAACUGGCACAGAAGUGAUGGAAAUGCAGCUCCAGCCCGCCAAGAACUGCCUUCCCCAUCCACGAGGCAGCACCCCCAGUGCCUGAGGGAAAUGCCCAUGCACACGAUUGGCCCAAAGAAGAAGAAUGUAACCCCUCCAGCAUGGCUAGACCCCCAAACACCCCUUUCCUCCUGGAAAAGCCUUAGUCUCCUCUGGAAAUCACUGGCCUUCGAACUUGUAACGUGAAAAGUCACUUUGCUCUCAAAGAAAAUCCUCCUCUCGUGGUGAAGUUUUACACUAAUUGCUGUGGCAAAACGGGUUAUUGCUAAAGAGACUUCUCCACCUUUUGCCCAGCAGACACCAUGCCCUCAUUAGGUGGCUUUAACUGGCCACAGGCAUUGCUGCUCCAAGCCAAGUUUAGCAAAUGCCCUUUAAAACCAAGCCCCCAAAUGCUUUCUCACAGCUACUUCUAAUCUGUGCCUCCCGCUAGCAGCAUUCCAGCAGUCUGGGAUUGAGCAGCAAGGAUUUGGUUUACCCCCAAAAACCUGAUACUGAGAUGUGACCUGUCAAAAGAUGAGACUCCAAAGGAAAUGCCACGAUUAAUUAAGGAGCCAGGCAAAAAGAGAAUCACUUUUCUUCAGAUAGGUGCUCCUAAGCUGUAGCUUUUUUCUGUCCCCCGCCUUGCUCUUACUACAAAUUAAAACCUGACUCUAAGCUGCUGGAAGAUUAACAGGAAGCUGAGAAACCCAAUCCUAGGAAAGGUAACUUGACUGAGAUGAAAAGCAACACUCACUCUUUGAAGUCUGUGCUUUUUCAUUAGGAUUUCAGGUCCUCUCCACUUGGGGAGGUUCCUCAGUGCUCCCCAGCCCUCGCUGGCGUUCACAGCACUCAGGUGCUGCUUCCUCCAGCACAAAACCCGUUCUGUUACUUGAGAUAAAAAAAAAACCCCACACCAGGGAGAACAAAAGGACAGAGUUUGAGUUACAAAAGCCAAAGAUAACUGCGGUCUCCUUGAAGCCCAAGAAGUCCUUAAUGCCCUUCAAACCGAAACACUUUCCCUCCUGUGCUGGCCAGUGGCUGGGAUCUCCCAGCAGAUCCUCUUGUGAAAAGAUGGGCUUAGAAGUAAAGAAAAUAAAGAUUAGUCUGGGAUGUUGUUGCAGGAUAAGGAAUAAGCUCUACCCUCAUGAGGAGCCACGAGCAGGUUGCUCAGGUGGUGUCUAGCAGAGCAACCACACCGCAGCGUGCCGGCUGCAGCAGGGAAAUGAGGUUAACCAGAGCCCUCGGAAUAGGGAAGGGGAAGGAUUGUUUUUACCCUGGAGCUCUUCACCCAGCACACUGCCAGCCCAGGCCCACCAGUGUGUGUGUACCAGCACCAUGGCAAUGAACUUUAGGAAGGGCUUAAACUUCCCUUGUUGCUAAGAGAAAGGUAAGUAGGCACAGCCAGGCUCUUCCAAAACACCCGAGGAAACACACAGUGCCAGCAGUGGGGUGAAGUGAGGGUUGGGGUCAUUCCCUUCCUUCCUGCAGUGCCACCAGUGGGUCAGGGCAUCCCAUCCAUCCUUUCCAGACUCCCUGGAAAACCCCUUCUGUGCUCUGGUGGAGCUGAAAACCCUGGAGAGGGUUGAAACGGGAUGGAGCCUCUUGCCGAAGGGGAUUCACUUUGGACUCUGUGGCUUUGCUGGAGCAAUGUCACUGCUGCUCCAGGUCCAGAAUAAAACUCAAACCAAACUGA
Messenger RNA from Strigops habroptila (Kakapo), 6833 nucleotides. RefSeq names its product SUMO peptidase family member, NEDD8 specific (gene SENP8). The record is from RefSeq and is a predicted model, not a curated record. Gene Ontology annotation, biological process: proteolysis. The transcript has 2 exons. Gene Ontology annotation, molecular function: deNEDDylase activity; cysteine-type peptidase activity. NCBI's taxonomy places the organism in Eukaryota, Metazoa, Chordata, Aves, Psittaciformes, Psittacidae. The coding region runs from base 4501 to 5139 and encodes 212 amino acids.